Molecule: messenger RNA, 2566 nt
Organism: Lingula anatina
Lineage: Eukaryota; Metazoa; Brachiopoda; Lingulata; Lingulida; Lingulidae
Product: aurora kinase A-A-like
Biological process (GO): protein phosphorylation
Molecular function (GO): ATP binding; protein kinase activity
Source: RefSeq, a predicted model, not a curated record
CGAAAUUUAAACUUCUCAAAAGUUGCACGACGAAAUCGCACAAGAACUUUGGAAGUGACAAGCUACAUGUUUCUUUAGCCCUUGGAGGGUUUGAUGUUGAGUGCAGUUCAAGAGUGGUGUGGUUGCUAGAAUUAUAGAAGCUUGAUCAUGGCUGCGCCGACAAAUUCCGUUCCUGACAUGGAACCCAAGAGAGUGCUGAGAACUGUGCCACAGAAUGUACAGCAGAAGCCAGCUGCCCAAGGGGAGGCCAAUAAACAGGAGGGAGGAAAGAAGUGGGCACUUGCUGACUUUGACAUAGGGCGCCCACUUGGCAAAGGAAAAUUUGGCAAUGUUUACUUGGCUCGAGAGAAGAAAAGCAAAUUUAUUGUGGCAUUAAAAGUUUUAUUUAAAUCCCAGCUCCAAAAGGCAGGAGUUGAACAUCAGCUAAGGAGGGAGAUUGAAAUUCAGUCCCACUUGAGACACAUCAACAUAUUGCGGUUAUAUGGGUAUUUCUAUGAUGAAACCAGAGUCUACCUUAUCCUUGAGUAUGCACCAAGAGGAGAGCUCUACAAAGAACUACAGAAAAAUCAGAGAUUUGAUGAUAAAAGAACAGCAACUUAUAUAAGCCAGCUGGCAGAUGCCUUGAGGUACUGUCAUGCCAAGAAAGUGAUCCACAGGGACAUCAAACCAGAAAACCUUCUACUGGGCCUCAAAGGAGACCUAAAAAUAGCAGAUUUUGGCUGGUCAGUGCAUGCACCAUCAUCCAGGCGUGCUACACUCUGUGGGACGCUGGAUUAUCUUCCUCCUGAGAUGAUAGAAGGAAAGAUGCAUGACGAGAAAGUAGACCUUUGGAGUUUGGGUGUGCUUUGCUACGAGUUUCUGGUCGGCAAGCCUCCGUUCGAGGCUGAGGGACACACAGAGACGUACCGUAGGAUAUCCAAGGUUGAACUCCGGUUCCCGUCCCAUGUCUCUGAUGGGGCUAGAGAUUUAAUAUCAAAACUCCUUCGCCAUGACCCACAAAAAAGAUUGCCUCUGAACGAAGUAUUAACGCACCCUUGGAUUAGAGAAAACGCAGACAUGCAUGUUCAACCCACCCCAAGGGUAUAGUGUUACUUACAGACUUCUUCAUAUGAAGACCUUAUAAAUAUAUAAAUAUGUAUUAACAAAAUUAAUUGUGAAACAAAGUGGAGGGAAAGGAACUCUUAGUGUAAAUGAGGAAAUUGGAAUAAGACACUUCCUGCAAAGAGAUUGAGGUGAUGGCAUGUAGCAUCCCCAGGGACAGGAUUUAGUGAAGUUGGAUGACUUUAUGUAAAUUAAUUUGGUUCUGACAUGUGUGCAAGAUUGAAUGAAAAGUGACUGUUAUUAAAGGAUGGUCUGAUAUGUAUGUCACUUGUUUAAAAGUGGAGUGGAGAUUAAAAUAGAAGUCCACUCUGUUGUCAAUGUAGCAUGAUGGAUCUUGAUGUUUUAAGGUUGUUCUUUUGUAAGUAGAAUUCCUGUUGUUACCUCUAAACAAAGAACCACUGAGUUUUUUUCUUGGAUCACUUUAUUCUCUUAUAAGAAUUAUUGUUGUGUAGCAGCUGUCCAGGUUAUGCAACUGGAAUUGCCUGUAAUACAACACCCUGUAACACGAGAGAGAGCUCACUGAAAUCUUAGUUCGUACAUUUAUCAGUCAAGGCUGCUUUGGGAUUUGGUCAAAAGCUUUUUGAAUGUUAAUAUGACUGCUAAUACUAACUAAUUUAUUAUAUGUCACAGAACUUGAUUUUAUUUAUUUAUUUAUUAUUUUUUUUUUUUUGGAAAUAAUGAUCAUAUAUACUAGGCUUGCUACUGUACAAGGUUUUGAUUGAGUCGAGUCCAAGUUAUGUUGGAAUUGAGCAGAAGUUGAAGUCACAACAUUGAUAAGAUGGGAAAUUACCAUUCAAUUUUCUUUAUCUCUAUUCUGCCAAACUAUAAUUUUCAUCAACUUAAGUUGACAUUAAUAUAGUGUGAGUUCACUUAUUAUAGUUCUUAUUUUUUAUAUCUAUCAUUAAGUUAUGUGGACUUCAAUUCUCAUAAACAUAUCUGCAGACUUCUAUCUUUGCAGGUUUUCAAUGUCUUUUUUUAAAUUGCAAAGGUUUGUCUUCUUAGAAAUUAGUUUUUUUUAUCUUUAUGCCAAUAGUUUAAUAUCAAGAAGUAUGUCCACUUUUUUCAUUAUAUUUAAAAAGCUUUAAAGAAAUUUGAAAGAAAGUUAAUUAGUUAGCCAGUUGCUGUCACAAUGCCUGGUAGAAAUCGGCCUUUGAGUGAUUGGGAGUAUUUCAAAGUGGUAUUGAAUGCAAACAUCAAAUGCUCGAUUCGUCUUUUCUGCAGCAAGAAACUGUAAAGAACUAAUUUUGGAAGUUAUUAAAUCUUUAUUGAAUGAUAAUUUUCUAGAAAGUUGAAAAAAUAAAGAAGCCUGGCUGUCAUAAGCACGAGGUUAAGAUAUUUAAAGAAACGAGAUAAGCUUUUAUAAACUAGUGCUUGUAUUCAUACAGUAUUCAUUAAUACUUUGAAAUAUUUGGAAGUUGAAGUUGAAAUCUGUUUCAUAAAAAAUGUUGGGCACGUGAGUAAUAAG